This is a messenger RNA of Sphaeramia orbicularis (orbiculate cardinalfish), 2041 nucleotides long. It is a transcript of the gene srrd, whose product is annotated as SRR1 domain containing. Gene Ontology annotation, cellular component: cytoplasm; nucleus. Bases 95 to 985 code for a protein of 296 amino acids. NCBI's taxonomy places the organism in Eukaryota, Metazoa, Chordata, Actinopteri, Kurtiformes, Apogonidae. The transcript is spliced from 6 exons. The record is from RefSeq and is a predicted model, not a curated record.
CAGUCCCACGUGGAGCAGAGUGGGCUUUCUCCUGUGCCCUCACAUCAAUGUUUACAUAGUUACCUAAGGUAAAAGUACUGAUGUAUUAGAGUAGAUGUCGGACAGCGGGGAGGAGUGGCAGGUGGCCCGGCGGAGAAAAGGCCAUGGGAGGAGAUCGCAUCCCCUUCAAGUGUCUUUACCUCCAGGAUGUCACCAGGAACAGCAGUUGGAUAUCGGGAAAACCGUGAAACGAAUCAGAGACACAGUGACUGAGCUAAGAUGUGAGGACUUCUGUCAAAAGUGGAAAGAGUCAGUAGCAGCCUCAGUAUCAGCAGCCCUGAUGAGAGUGGACCAAGGAGACUGUGAGGUUUCCACCAACCAGCCAGAAGAUGGAAAAGAUGGCAUCAUAUCUGAACAGCUGCAGUGUGUGUGUUAUGGCUUGGGCCCCUUUUCCUCUUGUGUCUCAGCUCGGUACCAGCUCGCCAUGUUGCUGCUGUUGCUGGAUGCACGACAGAUUCUACUGAAGGACUGCUCUGUUUAUGAUCCUGCAUUCUCAUCUGGAGAGAAGGAUGUUUUGAGAGAAAUGGGGUUGACUGUACUCACAGAAAAUGAGGAGGGAAAGCAUCUGGUGACUAAGCCCACAAUUUUUUAUAUGAUGCAUUGUGGGAAAGCCCUCUAUAACAACUUGCUGUGGAAGAACUGGAGCACACAGUGUCUGCCUCUGAUGGUCAUUGUUGGAAACAGCUUCUGUAGCAUGAGGGACAGGACGAUCGACAGAGUAUUCAAGCAGGACUACAGCUACAUUAGUCAGGUUGUGGCUGUGUGUGAGGAGAAACCACUUCCUUGUCCAUCUCGUCUGAUUGAUGUCUUCAGCGACACAGCUGUCAUCACCUUUCUCUCUGGCAACCUUAACAAACUCCCACAAUCCACUUGGGCAGAUCCACUUGAACCACAGUACCAGAACUCCCCUGAUUUGGAGAUUAUACUGAGAGAUAAAGACAGAUAGAAAAGGACUCUUUUUUUUUUAAUCAAGAGAAAGUGUUUUAUAAUCAUGGAGAUAAUUCUGAUAUUGCCACUCUGGAACAGGAAAAGGUUAAUGGGAUAGUUUACAUAUCAGAAGCAAUUCCAGAUGCUAUAAAAUAAAUUUCCAUUUUGGGGGAAAUCAUUGGCUGCCUUGAAAAUGGAAAAAUCUUGUCUAUAUUUUCAGAAAUUAGUUUGUAGUGUUUACAUUGUUUUCAGUAAAAGUGAAAGUGGCUCUUCUGGUUGAAUAUUUCUGUGCUCUGCAACUGAUUUGUACAGCAGAUGGUCUAUCUUAAACACUUUUGUACUCUUUUUUGCAAAAACAUUUCAAGUUCACACAUUUUUAGUCUUCAAUCUUCUACCUCAUUUUGCAGAAAUGGUCAUUAUAUAAUGUUAAAUCUAAAUGGUUUAAAAAUGGUUUGGUGUGACCUAGUAAUAUAGUACAAACCACAAUUUUUCAGGUUUGAUUAGAGUCAGAGGAAUUUGUUCUAUGUCACUUCCCAUCUCCCUUUCCCUCUCUAAUUUCCUGUCAAAUAAUGGCUAAAAUUAAGCAUCCACAGCCUGAGGAAAUUCUGCAAUAUUUAACAUUGUUUAGUAUUACAAAGACAAUAUAUCAUAAACUUCACACUAACUGACAAAUCGACACCAAUUAAUUUAAGAGUAUUUAUCAGUCACUGAGGUUUCAUCUGAACAGCCAAAUGUUUGCAUGCAGAAUGUGAAUCCAUGUAUAAAGAGUUUCUUUAGUCAGUGCAAUUCAGGCAGUGUAUUGUGUGCUUAUUGGGCCCAUCUAUAUUGUGAUGAUGAUUACAGUAUGAUUUAUCAAUUAACACUUGCAAAUUUUUUUUUAAUUGUUUGUUUUCCCCAGAAUUUGGUGAUUAACAAGACACAUGUGCAUAUAAGCAUAUUUAUCAUCACAUAAUGAUAUGAAAUAAUGCUCAUUUUUGACAAACCAGGAUAGAAAGUUUAUUAGUGGAAAAAACACUUGACAGUAAAUCCCUCUCCCAGCAACAGUAAUAGUGUCUUCAAUACAAAGUAAUACUUC